AGCAAGUCUCAGCGGUUAUAGGCUUGUGUAACGUCACAAUUUGACUUAAUGGAAGUUAAAGUAGGAGUUAAAGCAGUCGGGACGUGUUUGGAUGUUAGCCACAGUGUUCAAAGAAUAAAUAAAACAAGUGAUUCUGCUGCGACAACAGCGGUAGCUUGCCCUGUCGGAAAGAGAAGAAGUAGAAGAAAUACUCGGAAGUGACGCUAAACAUGAGUGAAAGUGGCGCGCAGCUGUUCGCUCGUUUGGAUGGUCGCCGCAGUGUGCGUGACAUCGAACCUCGUCUAUUCCCAGACGAUGGUGGCCCCGGGCCAGGUGAGGUGGUGGAGCUCUUUGGGUCGGAGGGAACAGGUAAGACAGAGCUGCUCUACCACUUCCUGUGUCGAGGUGUGCUACCUGUGGCGGCGGGCGGGCUGGAGGUAGAAGUCGCCUUCAUGGACACUGACUACUGUCUGGACAUGUUACGUGUGGUCAGCAUCCUGGACAGCAGGCUGAGCGCUGCUUCUUCCCCUGGCUCGCCAUCAUCGUCACAUGACGCUGCAGUGCGCUCAUGUCUGUCCCGCCUUCUGGUGAUGCACUGUUCCUCCUCCUCCCAGCUCCUUCUCACCCUCCACUCCUUGGAGACGUGGUUGGCGUCGCGGGCGGGCCUGGCGCUCCUCCUCAUUGACAGCGUGUCUGCUUUUUAUUGGCUGGACCGCUGUGAGGGCGGGCCCAGCGUCAGCAAGCAGGACGAGAAGCUGGGCAGGUGUGCGCAGCUGCUGGCUCGUCUGCUCAGGGAUUACAGAAUCAGCGCGUUCGCCUCUUGUCAUGCCAACAGGAGGUACUCCAGUGGACCCUCCUCCUCUGAACCUGAGCAGCCGUACCUGUGUCGCCCCUGGCAACGACUAGUAACACACCGCAUGCUGUGCUCCAAGCAGGGGGCUGCUCCAGAAGGUGGCAAGGAGCACAAGAGAAGUCAACUGUUCACCGUGCACUGCACCACCACCACUAAGACACAGUCUUACAGGACCUGCUCCUUUCGUGUGACUGAUGGCGGUGUGCAUUUUAUAUGACGCUCCUCCUCAUCUCCACCUUGAUAUAUACUGCACUUAAGGACGUUCUAAAUGAUGACGCUUCGCUCCGCUAACGUUAACCACCAGGAGGCCAUUUUUUGGCUGUAACGGUACAUUCUAGAUCAACGUUCAUGAACUAGAAAAUUUGUAUUUUUUUUGUAUUUGUUGAAGUUUUUUUAAGUAAAGACAUUUUUUUAAGUUUGAGAAAAUUUAUAAAUUUUUAUUUUAUUUUUGUGAAGAGUUGUGUAUUUUCAAGAACAAAACUUUUUAGGAAAAUGUUGGAUAUUUGUAAAAAAAAAAGUAUGUUUUACAUAUUUUUUAAAAGUUAAAAUGUAUGGGUUUGAGAAAAUAGACAUUUUUUGGAGGAAAGAAAAAAAAGCCAUAAAGUUGUUUUAAUAAAACAAAAUAUUUUAUUAUUAUAUUAACAUUACACUUAGGAGAAUAGAAAAGAUUUUUUUUAAAGAAAAAAAAACAAUUUUCAAGAAAAAAAAUGUCAUAAAAAUAUUGUCCUAGUAUAAAGUUAUAUUGUUUUAAGUAAAGAUGAAUGUUUUGAUUACACUUACGAGAAUAGAAAUAGAAGAAAUAAAUUUUAUAUUUUGUCUGGAAAAAAAUUAUCUUUGCAUAUUUUGGUGGAAAAAGACUGUAAACAAAGGCUGUAAACCGAGAAUUCAUUUAUAUA
Molecule: messenger RNA, 1728 nt
Organism: Dunckerocampus dactyliophorus (ringed pipefish)
Lineage: Eukaryota; Metazoa; Chordata; Actinopteri; Syngnathiformes; Syngnathidae
Gene: xrcc2
Product: X-ray repair complementing defective repair in Chinese hamster cells 2
Exons: 6
Coding region: 210-1049 (279 amino acids)
Biological process (GO): DNA strand invasion; double-strand break repair via homologous recombination
Cellular component (GO): centrosome; replication fork; Rad51B-Rad51C-Rad51D-XRCC2 complex
Molecular function (GO): four-way junction DNA binding; ATP-dependent DNA damage sensor activity; ATP binding
Source: RefSeq, a predicted model, not a curated record